Sclerotinia borealis F-4128 is the source of this 1380-nucleotide messenger RNA. Lineage: Eukaryota; Fungi; Ascomycota; Leotiomycetes; Helotiales; Sclerotiniaceae. The record is from the annotation of a GenBank genome assembly.
AUGGCAGGUUCAUGGUUUCCAACGGGGAAAGAAGUUCGUGAUGGAUGGAGGUUAGACAUCGUAUCGCUUCUCGCCGUCAUAGGCGAAUCCGCCAUGGCCGAACACUCCCAAUCCAUGACCUCCUCCUGGAUGUGUAUGCUCCCUCGAAUUAUUCCCGCACCACAAGUCCUCCUUAAAUCUUCUCGUCCCUCACGAAUGCCACAAGUCAACGCUGCUGUGGUCGGUGUACAUAGCGGGAUUUCCAUACCAACCCUCAACUUCUUUCCAAAUAUUAUACAUCCGAUAGAGAACCUCGAACCUUUCCAGUUCAAGGUCUUUGAAAUCAAACACAGGAACGCUCCGAGGGAAUUGCCGACCCCGCUCAUAUCUACAAAUAAGGAGAGGCAGGUUUCGGCUUCAAGUAGUGUUGAUACUGCACAGUUGGAAAGCGGACGAAAGCUUCAAGCUCGACGUAGAAAUACCCUCGCAAAGAUCACCCAUCGUGGGACCAGUCUAGAUGGAUUGAAACCUCACGUACCAGCCAAAUUUUGGUCACCUCUAAAUUGUCUAUCCCUUGUAUCGUUUUUCCUGACCAUCGGUCUCUUCAUAUGGGCGGUAGUGACUCAUGACGGAACUGCCUGCGUCGCACUCUUCACUAUAUCUCUCGCAUCAUCCAUCGUCGGCUAUGCAUCGUACUGGUCACCCGUCCUUAUGAAUCGCAAUUUCAAAAGCAAAGUUCCCCAAGGCGAUGUCGUAAUCCGUACUAGGGAAGGAGCAUUUAUCGUCGUCAGAUGUGAUGAGGAUGUUGCCCGGGAAUUAUACUCUGGUACCGAAGAAUGUCGCUACUACGUUUCUACUGAUCCUUACCGAAUACUCGUCGGCUUUGGCACCUUCCUACUCAUGGUUUCUGUUGUGUUACUGGGCAACUGUGAUUUCCAAAUGCAAAUUUCCAUUGGUGUAUCUUAUAUAGUUCUCAACGGCGCGUUCUGGGGGGUAGCUCUAAUGAACAAAGGAAAAUUCUGGGAUCUUUCGAGCUACGACUGGAAAGACGUCACACCUGAAUCAGCACGGGAAGCACAUUUAGCUCAGGACGACACCGAUGUUGAAGGAAAGCCUUCGUUCACUAGAACCUUAUGGUAUGCCAUCAGAGAAACGAAGAAAAUAGGAUGGGUAGAAACCAGUGGGGCGGCGCCCAAGACAAAGAAAUGGCAGCAGUGGUUGGAAAAAGCGGAAACAGCGGCAAAUGAUGGAAAUGAGAGAUGGGACGCGGUUCGUCAGAAGGAUACCACGGUGGGUGAAUCGGACUCGGUGCCACAGGCUGAAGCGGCUUUCAAAGAUACUGCGGCCGAACAUGCUCCUGCGAUUCAGGUUCCGGUGCCAGAUAGGGUUGAUACGGAAUGA